Penicillium odoratum is the source of this 1449-nucleotide messenger RNA. RefSeq lists its product as uncharacterized. Bases 1 to 1449 code for a protein of 482 amino acids. Gene Ontology annotation, cellular component: dynactin complex; cytoplasm. The transcript has 3 exons. Lineage: Eukaryota; Fungi; Ascomycota; Eurotiomycetes; Eurotiales; Aspergillaceae. Gene Ontology annotation, biological process: mitotic spindle organization. The record is from RefSeq and is a predicted model, not a curated record.
AUGGCUUUCAACAAGAAAUACGCCGGUCUUCCAGACUUAGACCCUGCUCCGGAUAUCUAUGAGACCCCUGACCUGACUGACGAAGCAUCAACAGUCCCCACAGCGACCAUCCGCACAGAUUUCGACCAUGACGAUGCGGGUUACAACUCCGAUAUCGACCGUGAAGCAGUCAACGCAGACCAGGCGCGCGCACACUUCAUGGGAGCCGCAGUCGACGCCCGCGACGCCAACUUCUCGGAUAAUAUCGCAAUGAAACGCCAAGCAUAUCGCAGCAAGGAAAAAAGCCAGCGCCGACGACGGAGACGCGAUGACGGCACGGAAGAGGUCGGAGAUCUAAGUGACAGCGAGGACGAGUCGAUGGAGCGGCGACUGGCUCGUCUGCGACGAGAAGUGGAGGACCUGAAAAUGGAGAUGGCGAAUAAGUCGACGUCUGAAAACACUGUUGUGGAUAGUAUGGCUGCAGAGACAUCUCAAGAGGGAGGGGCCUUGGGUGACGGUGUAGCGGAGCUGAGUCGGGCAUUGGAUAAUCUGCACGCUUCAUCGCGGGGUGUUCCAAACGCUUCUUACUCGGCUGCUGCUUUGCUUACACAAAAACUUGGAUCAAAUUCAUUGGCCAAGCAACCCGACGCUCAGAAACAAUCACAGUCCCAGCCUGACGGUCCCACGGCUGUUACUGCACAGACACAAGCAGCCUUGCCCUCAGCCGGGAUCCUUUCUCACGCGGCAGCAUUCGAAAGCCGAUUAGCGCUUCUUGAAGCAUCUAUGGGAAUCUCGAGCGCCUCCAACCCGUUCGUUGGAGACGGGCUCCGUGAGCCCGCUUUACAGCCUGUUCUUCCCGCUCUCGGCCAACUGACCUCGCAUCUCGGUGCUCUAACUGCUCUCCUUGUGGGAACUAACCCAGCAUCUGGAACUCCGGGUGUCGCACCUGGAAUGACAACCCCACACCUCGAAGCACUUUCAUCUCGCGUGCGUAAGUUAACAACAGAUGCUGAGGCCCUGGCUUCAGCCCGCAGGCGCGCAGCAGAUACCAAAUCCUCACAAACAGCCCGUGUCGCCUCUACAGGCCCAGAAGAUCCCGUUACGCCAGGUGCUGACGGCUCUUCUCCCGCUGACGAUGAGCAUACCGCUAAGAUACACGCUCUGUACGCCACCCUCCCGACCAUCCAGUCUCUGCACCCUCUUCUUCCCAGUGUUUUAGAGCGUCUGCGCUCUUUGCGCGCCUGUCAUUCGGGUGCUGCCCAUGCGGCAGACUCGUUGAACGAGUUGGAGAAGAGACAUGCGGAAAUGUCUUCUGAGAUUGAGCAAUGGCGUGAGGGUCUUACGGCUGUCGAGGAGAAGAUGAGUCAAAGCGAGUCGGUGCUGCGCUCGAAUGUUGAGACUGUUGAGCCUUGGGUGCGUGAGCUGGAGUCUCGCAUGUCGAGGCUGGAGGGUCCUCCUGGUGGUUUGUAG